Polistes canadensis is the source of this 819-nucleotide messenger RNA. It is a transcript of the gene Dph3, whose product is annotated as DPH3 homolog. Gene Ontology annotation, molecular function: metal ion binding. Bases 281 to 547 code for a protein of 88 amino acids. The transcript has a single exon. NCBI's taxonomy places the organism in Eukaryota, Metazoa, Arthropoda, Insecta, Hymenoptera, Vespidae. Gene Ontology annotation, biological process: protein histidyl modification to diphthamide. The record is from RefSeq and is a predicted model, not a curated record.
AUGUAAAAUACUUGUUAAGUGUAUACCAUUAAAACAUCACAAAUGUUAUAAUCUUCCUAAUAAGGCGAGAAUAUAUACUUCAUUUAAAUAAUGAAUUUAAAUCGUUUUUACAAAUAGUCGAGUCGUUUUAGGAAUUUGUUACUUAUAAUUCUACUGUCCUUGAAAAUGCCUCGAAUGUAGCAUAUCUCAUUAAUGUUUAGAGGUUGGAACACGUGUUUUACAGUUAACCUAUAAGUUCUAUAGAUAUUUAGAAAAAAAAGUAUUUUUAUUAAUUAAGAUUAUGUCAGUAUAUCACGACGAAGUGGAAAUCGAAGACUUUGAAUACGACGAAGAAGGAGAAAUUUAUUAUUAUCCUUGUCCUUGUGGUGAUCAAUUUCAAAUAUCAAAGGCAGAUCUUAUAUCUGGUGAUGAUGAAGCUAUGUGCCCAUCGUGUUCUCUCAUUGUUAAAGUAAUUUAUAAUAAGGAAUCUUUUUCUGAAAAACCAAAUUUUGCUAAAACAGAAAGUGUUACUGAAACAGAACAAAAACUUAGCACGCAGAAAGUGUAAGAUAGGUCCAUAUUCGUUUAUAUUGUUUAUCAAAGAACUUUUUAAUCAUGGCAGGACGAGGACAUGGAAAAGGUUCUAUGUCUUUUACUUUUGAGCAAUUAGGACUUACUAAAGCUGAAGCUAUGAUGCAUCCAGUUUUAGAACCGCCACCAAAAUAUCCUAUAUUAAAGUAUAAGCCAUUGCCUUUUACCAUUACUAAUGAAAUAAGUUAUUUAAUAGAAUUGAAAAGGGACUUUUCCGAAUAUUUUAAAGAAUCUCCUUUUAAUGUGCAA